Messenger RNA from Colletotrichum abscissum, 462 nucleotides. RefSeq names its product carboxymuconolactone decarboxylase. The transcript is spliced from 3 exons. Lineage: Eukaryota; Fungi; Ascomycota; Sordariomycetes; Glomerellales; Glomerellaceae. The coding region runs from base 1 to 462 and encodes 153 amino acids. Gene Ontology annotation, molecular function: peroxiredoxin activity. The record is from RefSeq and is a predicted model, not a curated record.
AUGUCAUCCGAAAAUAGCAGAAAGCUGCGCGCUGAACUUUUUGAAGCUGGUCUGAAGAACCGGCGCGAAGUCGUUGGAGAGGGCUAUGUCGAGACCGCGAUGCGCAAUGGCUCUAGCGAAUUCGCCUUUGCUCAACAAGAGCUGAUUACGGAAUGGGCUUGGGGAAACAUAUGGUCGCGUCCUGGCCUGGAACGCAAGCAACGAAGCCUGCUAAACAUCGGCAUGCUCAUUGCUCUGAAGAGCUGGGCUGAAUUUGGAAUCCAUAUCCGAGGGGCGAUCAGAAAUGGGCUGACAGAGCUUGAAAUCCGCGAGGCGAUUCUCCAAGCAACGGUUUAUUGUGGUGCGCCAGCGGGUGUUCAGGCUAUGAAGGUCGCAGACGAAGUCAUCAAAGACAUGAUUGAGAAGGGGGAGCACCAAAGGCAAUUGUCAGAAGUCUCACCGAACUACAAGAAACCCGAGUAG